This is a messenger RNA of Fusarium musae, 552 nucleotides long. RefSeq lists its product as uncharacterized. The coding region runs from base 1 to 552 and encodes 183 amino acids. The record is from RefSeq and is a predicted model, not a curated record. The transcript is spliced from 3 exons. Lineage: Eukaryota; Fungi; Ascomycota; Sordariomycetes; Hypocreales; Nectriaceae.
AUGUCCGGUCUUGCCGCUUUUCGAUCUGGGCGGAGUGAUGAGCUCCAGGACCUAGCGGAGCAGCACUUUCAGCAUGACUUGAAUGACGACGAUCGGGAAAUCUUGAGACGCGCCGGGAGUAAAGUGUCAAACCACGCCAAAAUCGGAUCGCUGCUCGGCGUUGGUCUGGGCGUCUUGGCUGCUUUUCGACUGCGAAAGAUGCGAUUGACGUACUUCAAUGCCUUCAAAGCCAUGGAGAAGCCUGUAGAGGUCAGAUUUGCAGAUGGUCGUACAGAACCUAUCCCGGAUAUCACCGCUCACCUUACACCAUCCAAGUGGGGUGACGCAGCCACGUACUUCUUCUUCUCCGUGGGCGGCUUAUUCAUCGGUGGUGAAGCAGGUCUUUUGUCCGGCACCGCAUCGGCGUCACGCACUAUCACCAAGAACCCUGAGGCGAAGGAGCGGAUAGAAAAGGCAUGGAAGAACUACCGCAUUGAUGCGAUGAAGCAGGAGAUUAGAAAGUUGGAGGGCAAGGAGGGCAAGUCAAAGCUUGCGCAACUCUUCAGUUCAUGA